CUAGGCUUUGCUCCUCCCAUCCACGAACGUUGUCCGGGAUUCCUGAUUCUCGAGCGCAAGAGCCUCAGUCAUCUAACCCUGCAAACAUGGCGUCCCUGGCCGUACCACGCCGACAACGCAUACAACCUUGACUCAGUCAGAAAGGACUCUGCGAUGGUGUACUCCCUCUCGCAGAUCACCAAUUGGCUGCCCGAAGAUGCCACAGUCCGGCUUCAGAACAUAAACACCGGUGAAAUUGUGCAGGUCCCAGGGCCUAUCCCACGAUCGGUCAUGUUCUUUAGCCAACUUUCUAAGCUAUUCUUGUAUAGCUUCCUCAUCCACAUCGAUGACGUCCCCGCUGACAUCCUCGACAAUGUGAUCUGGGCGUUGGAGAUGUUCGUUGAUCUGCUGACUGAGUGCACGGAUGCGCUACUGGGUGCAAUAUUUCCCCGUCCAUCCAGCGCUGAGGACAAUGCAGGUCUUGUUCACGCCAGCCCAAGGCCAAUUGUAUCGCAGAGUGGCAAUAUUCUGAUACCGGACUACAGUGGUAGACUAUUCAAGCGUCAGCAAGCAAAGGCGAAGCUCACAUUGUUCCUCCUAAAACCCGAGGUUAACAGACCAAAGGAUGCAACGAAAUACUGGAGGGAAAUCAUAGACCACCAGCAUCAUUUUAUAGCACUUGGGCAACCCGUUGAUACACAACAUGGGUUCCUUAUGAUUUUUGCGGAAGCUCUUGCACGCAGCGGAGAAGAUGAUGCUACCGCGGAG
This is a messenger RNA of Fomitopsis serialis, 747 nucleotides long. RefSeq lists its product as uncharacterized. The annotation marks the transcript as partial. The transcript is spliced from 7 exons. The record is from RefSeq and is a predicted model, not a curated record. NCBI's taxonomy places the organism in Eukaryota, Fungi, Basidiomycota, Agaricomycetes, Polyporales, Fomitopsidaceae.